GAGUGAGUGAGUGGGUGAGUGAGUGAGUGAGUUAAUACGGAACGUAGCAUGUCUAUGUUGGAUGGUAUGCGUCACAACGGGCAGGGGUAGUGGCUUAAGAGGUCACAUUUUAAUACUCCCAAAUCAUCUACAACCGUAUAAGCUGACCUGUAUUAAGCGGCCACCCGUCUUAAAAGUUGAGCUGAUAACAUGGACUCUUCAUUUGGAAGGAAAAGUGAAAGACCAAAGAAGAAGAAGCGGUCAUUCUCUCCUGAUGGUGAGAUUGGUGAAUCAAGUACACAAGCAGUACACAAAAGAAGAAAGAAAAAGCAUAUCCUACCACCUGCUUAUGGCGCAAAUAGACCAUAUGAUCGUCUGUCGAAUGGGAUGCCGUUUUGUUGUGACCUGUGUAAAUCUCCUUACGUGUGCAAUCCCCGGAUGUCAAAGAGAGGUUCUCGGACAAACCGCAGCAAGCAUCAGCCAUGUCCUCGUAUUAAAACCGAUUCUAUUACAGGACGCAAACUGACUCUUUGCAAUGCUUGUGGAUUGGCUUUAGAUCGUCCAAAGCAUGCAAAGAGAACACCUAAACCAACUUUGACUGAAGAGGAUAAGAAGAAAUACUUGGCUGAAGCCAAACGAUUUGCAGCAACGUUGGCUAAAGAUUUGAAAGAACCAGAAGUCGGAGAUCUUUACUGCCCUACAAUCAAACGAACACCAUGCAAAUGUCUACAAAGAUACAUUCUACGUGGCACAACAAAGGAAGCAUGUGGUGUAAAUGCUCGACUUUUGGUGAAUCUUUUAAUGGAGGCAAGACGCCUGGCUUCACUCAAGUCCUAUGACAUUAAUCAAAUGACCAUGACUGGCAAGAGAGGCAAAAAAUAUAGAAACAUUGGUUUGGGAAAUGGUCAGAAACGGUCGAAGCAGUUUGAACAUUUUGUGAUGACCAAGAGACAUUAUCUGCGUAAUGAACUUGAACUCUGUGAGAGGGCAACACAAAAAGUUCUCUGCUAUUCAAACAACUUUCUCCACAAGAAACUGAAAACAGAAGAGCGUGGCUGUCGGAUUGAGCGAGUGCGAGGAAAGUGUGCUCUUGGACAGCUGAUACCGUUGAAAGUAUUAUACAAACAUCACUGCUGCAUUGACAACUGUGUCAGGAUGUCUCUGACACAUUUACUGCUUCUUGAACAAUGGCGUGAGCGGGCACAGACCGGUCAAGCUGAGGCACGUCGAGUUUUAGCAGAGAUGCUUACACCUUCUGGAGGAAUACGGCAAAACUGCUAUAAGUUCAUUUCCAUGGUAACAGGAUGCAGUCAGAGUACAGUGUGCAAGGUUAAUGAUCAGAUGAAGGAAACGGGUGGUGAGAGGGAGCCACCUAUCCAUGGUCUUCGAAAGUAUUGGUUAACCUGUACACUGAAGGGGAAAAUGGCUCCAAUGGACGGCAGCUUAUCCACUACCGGACACAUGGAGCAACCUGACACCCCCACGUCUACAGUGAGUCAGUCGACUGAUCAGUCGAAUCAGGAGGCCGAGGUCACUUCAACAACAAGUUGCCCAGAUCAGGCGACAAACUGUGCAGAAUUGAAUACAUCCUCGCUAAAUUCUGAAGUGCAACGAGAGAAGUUGCUACAACUACAGCAGCAACUGUUGCAACAGCAGAAGAACAUACAGGAGCAGCAGCGCAUUGUCCAGGCACAGCUGCUGCAGCACACACUGGUUCAGCAAAUGACCAAGUCGGACGACUCUCCACAGGCAUCAUCUGAGCACUUACCCAGACCAGAUGGGUCAUCGGGUGUUCUACUUCAACAGCUGGCAAGCCCAGAUGACUCUCACCCAAGACGGCUGUCUGAUCCAGAUCAGUGUCAACAGGCCCACACUCGUCAGAUGUCUACAGCGGACCAGUCUCCAGAAACUGCGUUCCAGCUAAACUCUACGCCAGAUGGGUCACAGCCGAUUCUGCAGCAGCAGAUAACUAAGCCAGCUGGAUUACUAAAUCAUCCACCGUCUCAGACGGAUGGACCACGGCCAGCUUUAUAUGAGUUGACGCCGACACAAGAUGGGUCACAGUGUGUUCUUCUGCAGCAGAUGGUGAAGCCCGAUGGAUCGCAGCCGUUCAUAAUGCAGCAGUUCCCUAAAGAGAUAUCACCUCAACAGGCGUUGCCUCAGAUUGUGUCUGCACAAGUUGCUGUUCCCGACACUUCAAAACCAGAUGGAUCUUUUCAAGGAUUUCUUCAGCAGUUUUCUUCAGCGGAUCCAUCGCACCAGCAGCUUCUUCAGUCAGUUCCUGUUUCUGGUGGACCUCAUCAGGUCUUAUUUCAACAGUUAACCAGAUCUCAACAGGUUCCGAUUGCUCAGAUGCCCAAAUCAAAUGAAUCAGUUCAGUUCACACUGUGUGGAUCACAGCAGGUUCUUCCUCCACAAAUACAGGCUAAUCCAGCUUUGUAUCAACAAUCACCAAACACCUUCCAGGGUGUAACAAGUGGCCAUUGGACAGAGAAGCAUCAUCUGGCAACCAGCCAAACCAUUUCUGCUCUUCAUAAUAUCAAACAAAGUGAUCCACAUCACGUCACAAGAGAUAGAUCAGGAAUGGCACACGGCAGUGGACUCCAACCAGCUAUAGCACAUCAACAUACAAAUAUCAGUCUACAAAAACCUUCACAAGUUCAGCCUCAACUUAGUGUUCCUCUUCGACAUGUGUCUCCAGCUGGGAGAACAGACCGGCAGACGCAGUCUUCAUCCUCUAAUUCAAAUCAGCCUAGAGAGUCAGAUGGAAGCCAAGCAAACAUUGCAGCUGUACCUUUAAUGAUUUUACACAGGGGGACACAAAAUCAACAAAUUCAGUUUCCUAUUGUAUCGGCACCUGCUGUUGUGGUGUUAGAAAAUGAGAAAUUAGCAGCGAACAUUAAAAAUCCUACAUUGUCAGCCAGUGAGAAAGAUAAAACGAAUCUAAAGAAUAACUCUGCUACUCCAUUCCUGUUUCGUCAAAGCAGAAAUCAAGGAGUUAGAGUUGUCACUCCUGUUAUCCCAGAAAGUUUUCAAGUUCAUAUUCUUCCUCCCAGUCAGGUGUUCAAAGAAACUCAGAGGUCUUCCGUCAGUUUAAAUAGUGAGUCCGAAAUUGGCUCUAAAAGAACGGUUAUGUCAACCAUGCUUAUUCAGAACAUGGCUGACAAUCCGUGUCCUCCAGAAAUACCUGGUCCUCCAGCCACUCCAGUAUCUUAUGCUACCAGGGACAAACCAUUAAUAUUUAACCAUCCCGAGCCAGUGCAGCAAAAUUCUCUACCGUUUGUUGCAUUCAACCCAGCUUCGGUUUCUUCCUCUGGUGCAAGGAUUCAGAUUCUGAGUCCUGUGAACCUGCAACAGAUUCAGGAGAUGAUCAGUCAGGGGAAGGUGCAGCAGAAUUGUUCACCGUCUGGUGUUCAUGAUACAAAUAUGUUAAAUUCUGUUGUUUCACAUGUACAACAGCAGAAUCAAAGACAGAAAAGGCAGAUUGAUGAUUCUUCGGCAGUGGUGCAUCAGUCCAGAAAUAUGGUUAAUACUGCUGCAGUAAAACAUCCAGUGGGUUUUGCACUUCCUGGCCAGAGUUCUAACAGAUUGGCAAUUUCAUCAUCAAAACCCUGUACAACCUCAAGCGUACACCACACUGACAAAGUUUCUCAAACUGAAAAGAUGCUGCCCGAAAUUCCGUCUUCAGGACUGUAUAGUUCAUCACACAGUACCGUGCCCAUGACUGUUAUAAGCAACCAGCCCAAGACUAGCAAUGCAAAACCUAACAGGUCACAGAAUGCUCACAACACUUUUCAAACAAUGGCUGCAUCAAAUACCAAUUCAGCUGAUCAAAAAAUACCACAGCAGGCACAAGGGAAUACAUCUGAAAAUAUAAAUCAUCCAAUGCUUGUUGAGCCAACGUCAUUUGUACAUAUUGACUCCAAACUUGGAAGACAACAUUUACAGUACAGCCUUGAGCCCACCAUAAAUAGUCCAUUAUUCUUACAGCCUACUUCGCCAGUGAUGGAAUCCUUGAAUAAUAGACAAAUUCAACAUUUUCUUUCGAAUGAUGACUUGUCAAGACCCAUCUCUGCAAGAACUCUCGACUUUGACUUCAGCUGUUCACCUUUAACUGUGUCUGACCGUGACAGCAUAUUAAGCCGCAGUAGAAACAGCAGCGGGGAGUCCAUAGAGCCAACAAUAUCCUUGGACACGUCAUCUCUUCCUAGAGAACUGCUGCAGCUUUUUAUUCAGCAAGGAAUCCCAUUUACCAUAUCUAAUGGUCAACAAACUUAGGGAUGUUUCACUUACCUAUGAAUGGUAGACACUGUAUGUGAUUACCUCAGACGGCAUUCAUAACUUAGGGAUGUUUCACUUACCUAUGAAUGGUAGACACUGUAUGUGAUUACCUCAGACGGCAUUCAUAACUGAGAAGUGAUCACUCAUUGGUGUGAGGUACCAUAUUAAUGGGCUCUUUAGUUCAUACUGACCACUGACUUUGUCAUUACUAACCACAAUGUCAUCAUCAUUUGGUACACAUACAUUAUGACAAUGUAUUUAAAAGAUUUUGCAUUUACACAUCUCAAAUUCGUAAUAAAAAGUUAUUUCAA
Molecule: messenger RNA, 4571 nt
Organism: Gigantopelta aegis
Lineage: Eukaryota; Metazoa; Mollusca; Gastropoda; Neomphalida; Peltospiridae
Exons: 13
Coding region: 190-4257 (1355 amino acids)
Source: RefSeq, a predicted model, not a curated record